GCGUGCCUAUGUGUAUAUAUACGUAUGAGUAGCCAGCAAAGCUGUCAACUAGUCCCAAACUAGCUCAAGCAUAAGUAGAACUUCAACUAUUUGUAUCAAUCACUUGUUUCACAAGUUUUUUUCCACAUAUAAUCCUCACCCCCGACACCCUCUUAUUAACUCUAUUCAAAUACCAAACUUUAGCACGAAUGCUAGGAAAGUGAAAAAAAGUGGCAGAAAAUGGAAGCUGUGAAGUUGGUGACUAGUGAUCCAAGUGAGAGAAGAGACACUUACCGAGUUGCUUACAUAAUUCAUUUCUUGCUUGGUGCUGGCAACUUGCUUCCUUGGAAUGCUUUGAUCACAGCAGUUGAUUACUUUGCUUACCUUUACCCAACCAAACACAUAGAAAAGGUGUUCUCUGUGGCUUAUAUGAUAUCGUCUGUGAUGGUGCUUCUUGUGAUGAUGAGUUGGGGAAGUUGGAGCAAAACAACAUUGAGGUUGAGAAUGAACUUGGGGUUCUCCAUGUUUGUUAUGUCUCUCAUGGUAGCCCCAGUCAUAGAUUGGACCUCCAGCAACACAAAGCUAAAAGAGAGGCCCAGUGGCGCAUAUGGCAUGACUGUUGCAGCAGUUGUGAUAUGUGGUUUAGCAGAUGGAUUAGUAGGUGGAAGCUUGAUAGGAUCAGCUGGGAAGCUUCCAAAACAGUAUAUGCAAGCCGUUUUUGCUGGAACCGCUUCCUCAGGUAUUCUAAUUUCGAUUCUAAGGAUAAUAACCAAGGCAUCACUCCCACAAACUCCAAAGGGCCUUAAAAUAAGUGCUCACUUGUACUUCAUGGUUGCCACAAUUUUCCUCCUAUGUUGCAUUAUCUUUAGCAACUUGCAGCACAAGUUACCAGUCAUGCAGCAGUAUCAUCAGAGGCUUCAUCAGGAGAGCACCUUAUGCACAGGGACAAAAUUUUGGGCUGUGGCUGGAAAAAUAAAGGGGCCAGCUUUUGGAAUUUUCAUAAUCUAUAUAGUGACUCUGUCUAUUUUUCCAGGAUUUAUUGCGGAAGAUCUUGAAUCUAAGCUUCUUAAGGAUUGGUAUCCUAUUUUGCUGAUAACAGUUUAUAAUUUGGCUGAUCUGAUAGGGAAAUCAUUAACUGCUUUCUAUGUUCCACAAUCUAUCACAAGGGCAAUAUGGGCUGCCACAGCCAGGCUACUAUUCUAUCCACUUUUUGUAGUUUCUCUUCAUGGGCCCAAGUGGCUGAAAACAGAACUACCCGUGGUGGUUCUGACAUUUCUUCUUGGAUUUUCCAAUGGGUACCUCACCAGUGUCCUUAUGAUUCUAGCACCCAAGUCAGUGCCCUAUUCAGAAUCAGAGUUAUCUGCUAUAGUGAUGACAGGGUUCCUUGGCUUUGGCUUGGUUGGUGGUUCAGUUCUUGGCUGGUUCUGGAUCUUGUGAUGGCAUAGUUCCUCUGUGUAAUAAAACGAGCGAAAGACAGUAGCAUUCAUUGUAAAUCGUUAGCCAAGAAAGCCACAGCUCCGUUGCCCCAACUAGGUUGUUUCUUAUUUGUUCUCAAGUGUUGUCAGCACCAGAUCUUACCAUGCCAGAAUAUGAGAAACGUGGAUAUUAUUAGGAAACUUAUAGGUCUGUUUGGUUUCAAAAAGUAUUUUUAAAACGAGAACUGUAAGAAUCUGCAAACUGAAUGAAAAAUUUUAAGGUCCGUUUGGUU
Molecule: messenger RNA, 1687 nt
Organism: Abrus precatorius (Indian licorice)
Lineage: Eukaryota; Viridiplantae; Streptophyta; Magnoliopsida; Fabales; Fabaceae
Product: equilibrative nucleotide transporter 8
Exons: 2
Coding region: 220-1416 (398 amino acids)
Biological process (GO): nucleoside transmembrane transport
Cellular component (GO): plasma membrane
Molecular function (GO): nucleoside transmembrane transporter activity
Source: RefSeq, a predicted model, not a curated record